Molecule: messenger RNA, 1702 nt
Organism: Elaeis guineensis (African oil palm)
Lineage: Eukaryota; Viridiplantae; Streptophyta; Magnoliopsida; Arecales; Arecaceae
Product: protein NEGATIVE GRAVITROPIC RESPONSE OF ROOTS
Biological process (GO): gravitropism; regulation of growth
Source: RefSeq, a predicted model, not a curated record
CCAAUAAGGCGGUAAAAGCUUGGAGAGGUGAAAGUCUCUGCUUGGGAACUUGAACCAUGCGAAGUGUCUUCAGAUGACUAGAACACAGCGGUGGAAUUCUGGAGCACUUUCCUCUAUCGAUCUAUUUAACCCUCCUAAAGCUCCUAUUGGCGAAAGGAACUUCGCAGCUACUUCGCUUGUGUUUUUUUCCAUUUAUUAACAACAAACCUCUUCUUCUUUCAAGAGCUCCCGAUUAUGGUGGAUGCAAGAAAGUGACGACUACUGAACCAUGAACAAGCCUGGACGCUAGAAGGAGAAAGAGGCUGUGCAUUCUAAUGAUAUCCAUCGGCAGAGGAUUUUCUUUUCUUCUUUGAGCAACUCAUUGGCAAAAAAAUUUUGUUGCCCACUUUGUUUUGUUUUUUUUUUUUUUUACGAGGUUUGAUAGCUACUUAAGUUCCUUCUUCCUUUGUCCAAGGAUCUUGAAAGCUAUCCUUUCUUUGAUUCUCUCUCAAUAUCUAUAUCAAAUCUUGUCCAAGAUAUGGGGGUUUUGAGUUGGGUGCAAAAAAAGUUCAACGGGAAACAAGAGAAGCACAGAUCCGAUGUAGGUUCGAGUUCAGCUCGUCAUACCUCAAUGCAAGAUGCUUGCAAAGAAGAAUUCAGUGAUUGGCCGCAAGUUUUGUUGUCGAUUGGAACGUUUGGCAACAAAGAGUUGAAGGAAGACCCACAGAGACAUGAGCCCUCAGAAAACUUGGAUUCAUCUCAAAAUUUGCCAGACUUCACAUCAGAAGAAGUGAGAAAGUUACAAAAGGAGCUAAUAAAACUAUUGUCUGGCAAGUCAAAAGCUGGCACCAAUGGACUAGAGGUGGGAGAAGAAGAGAGAGCCAAUCUCCCACUGAAUAGAUUUCUAAACUGCCCAUCAAGCUUGGAGGUCGAUCGAACUGCUUCCCUAAGGCUACAUGAUGAUCUGGAUAACAACAAUGGCGACCUCUCGCCAACAACCAAGAUCAUCUUAAAAAAAGCAAAAGAUUUGUUGUUCGACAACGGCGAUGCAAUUAAGAAAAAAUCACUCACAUUUCUUCUUAAGAAAAUUUUUGUAUGUCGAAGUGGCUUCUCACCAGCUCCGAGCUUAAGGGAUCCCAUUCCAGAGUCAAGGAUGGAGAAGAUCUUGAGGACAUUGCUUCAUAAGAAAAUAUACCCUCGAAGCUCUGCUUCAUCAUCUUCGACGAGGAAGUACUUGGAGGAGAAACCCAUGGAGAAGGUGCAGGCAGAGGAAAAGGAGGAGAAAGGGGAGGAUCGAUGCAAGUGGGUCAAGACUGAUUCAGAGUAUAUUGUUCUGGAGAUCUAAACAUUAAGGCAGUCUAGGUAUGUUGCACUUGUCUUAAUUCAAAUGUGUCACAUCUAUAGGCCUCAAGAUGAUUGGGGUCAUAGUGUUGGAAAGGAAAUCUAAUCAAUCCACUCAACCAUCCGUUGUAUUGGUCACAAAGAAUACAACCCCAAUAGGAUGGUGUGGAAUAGAGGAACCCGAGCUUUUGCUCGAGCUUGUGCAAAGUGUAUGCCAAAGAAUGUCUGACAGUGCCAUGACAAGAUACUUUGCAAUGUUCACAAGAGAAUUUUUCUUUUGGCAAAUGCCAUGUAUUCAUCCUGUAAUAUUUCUUAUGGUUCGAUCGCCUGUCUCUCUUCUGCAUAUCAUAAAUUGACACACAAAAUUGUAGAGGCUUUGGGA